GUUUUUUUUUUCACUUUAACUUGAGGUGUCCACUCCGUGUAGACCAAAGUGUAGACUAAAUAAUUCUGUAAUGGGACUUACGUGGUAGAUUGAUAGGCUGUGGGAACAUUAUUCUACCUUGGCAUCGGUGUUAUGGAGAGCUGAAAAGGUUGGGACUUGGUAGGUGGUGCAAACUCAGGCGGUGGUUACAGCAAUGGCCGAGGCCGUAGGUGACGACAAUUUGGAAUGGCUGCUUUACGGAGAUGAAACUGAUAAGCAAGACAGUGAAGAGGAAGUCAAAAUGGCAACUGUCUUCAGUUGUCCUCCUCUCCCUGCCACUGUGACUGUGGAGACCAUUGGAAGUGCAGAGGACAGCCAGGCUCCAAGCCCGCAGCACAUUGCUACUGGAUCCUCACCUGUUAACCUCAACAUGGAUUUUUCAAGUCAUAGAAAUUAUGAGGCGGUUACCCAGGCCAAGAUGAGGCGUGUGGACUUGAAUGCCCUCGGCAGUAUUAACGGUGUGUCAGUGCUGGAGGUCGACAUGGAGUCCUUUGAGCAGAAGCCCUGGAGAAACCCAGGCACUGACCUGUCGGACUUCUUCAACUUUGGCCUCAAUGAGGCCACUUGGAAGCUCUAUUGUGCUGAGCAACAGAGGCGUCCAAUGGGGAUGACCAACGCCUCAUCCAAUAUCAGCAGACUUAUGCUUAAGCGGAAGGAAAAUCCUUUAAAAGAUGUCAUCAACAUUACUCCCCUCAAAGCCAAGACAGAGAUCAGUGCCACCACCAACUCUCCCAAACCUGAAAUAAAUCCAGCCAGGAAAUCAACCACCAUUGAUGUAAUUGGGCCACAGACUGCAAGUGUCACUCAGGUUAUCUCUGUGCCCAGGCCACCUGACUCUAAGCCUUCACCUGCCAAGUUGCCAAGAGACCAGGAUCUUUACACUCCACCUGCCCCAUUGUUGCCAUUAGACCGAGGUCCGUACAUCCCACCUACCCCAUUCUUGCCUCCACUGUGCAGGACUGUCUCCCCACCAAAGGCACCAACAUGUGACGGUGAAACGCAAGACAGUGGAAAGGAAGUAGCCAAGUUGACAGCAGCUGUGAGUGCUGUUGCACUGACUCCUGUUAUGGAGGAAACCAAUGGAAAUCGAGCGCACAGUCAGGAAACUCUUGCUGAUGAGGAGGACAGUGUCAGUGUCAGUGACAGUGACGAUGAGCUGCAAGUCACCAUUGGUUACAUUAAGGCACCAUCUUCAGAAAACAUGUCCUGUGCCUCCAGACCAGUUGAUGACCAAACAGAGGUUUGCAGGCAUCUUGAGGGAGAUACUGGGGAAAAGGCAGAAGUCAAACUGGCCGAAGCUGUGAGUGCUCUUCCACUUCGCCAGGUCACUGUGGAAACCAUUAGAAGUAGAAUGGAUAGUCAGGACAUGCUGUCUGAUGAGAGUGACAGUGAUGACGAUAACUUGCACAUUACCAUUGGUAACAUCAAGAGCCCAGCUGAACUGGAAAUGACUGGUGGAGCCACCUCAGCUGGAUCCAACGUAAAAUCGGUCUCUCAAAGAGUUCGUGGGAGAGUUUCUUGCAAUGUGACGUCUCCGGAGUUUGAUGGGUCUCUCAGAGUGCAUGGCAUUCAGGAACAUGAAGUCAACAACAGGAGGUCCCCAGAGGAGAAUAAAGAUGUACCCUGGAGAAAUCCGGGUGCUGACCUCUCGGACCACUUCAACUACGGCUUUAAUGAGGAGACCUGGAAAGCCUACAAUGAGAAACAGCUUCGACUCCGCAGACAGUUUUUGAAGAUUCCAAUAAACGUCAUUGCCAGAGAAGUUGUGCAAUGGAAAGAAAAUACUGAAAAAGACGUGAGCGUUUCUGUCCACACAGCCAAGUCAAGAUUAAGUAACUCAACAAACAUUCUCAAAUCAGGACUGAACACAAGGGUGUCACCUCCUCAAUGGACAGGCCCAGCCAACCAUGACAUGCCCUACUACUACACAAGUGGAUAUCCUGCAGGUUAUGCUGCUCGAUCGGUGUCAUCAUACUCUUUCCCUGCAGGUGGCUAUCCGUUCCAAACACCUGGAGCGGCUGUUUCCUGGACCAACAUGGUGGACCACACCACGGCGUGCGAGUGCUACCCUCCUGCCAAGAAGAACCAGGAGAAGGAAAGAGAACGCAGCCGGCCUGCGCUCCAAGAGAGGAACCGACAACAGGAGCUAGAAGACAGCCUGGCAGCCAUUUCUCUUGCCAGCAGUGGAUAUCCAGGAGGUUUCAGUGUUCCAUCAAUCCUACCACAUGCAUUCCCUGAAGUUUUAAUUCCCGGUAUGGCUCACCAACCAUGGUCUGAGAAGGAAGUGGAAAAAGGAGGUGAACUGCUAAAAGAGCAGGAUACUAAGGAAGAGGGAGAACUUGAUCCAGAGUAUAGCCUUUCUGCCAAGGCUCAUACCAGCACUAAGUACAAUGAUGACCAGCACCAGAAGAAACACGUCAUAGAGGGGGAGGAUCAGUCAGUGGACCAGGAUAUCCAAUGAACAUGCACGUCUGGUCUGCUCCUUUUGAAUGCUCGCUCUGUCUCUUCGUUCUACUCCACCUGUUUUCUCAGAACCGCUUAAUCGAGAAUUGUGAGUAUAUGAAAUUGGUGUAAAAAAUAAAACGAAUAAGCAAUGCAA
Messenger RNA from Engraulis encrasicolus (European anchovy), 2638 nucleotides. Its product is annotated as pre-mRNA 3'-end-processing factor FIP1-like. The record is from RefSeq and is a predicted model, not a curated record. The coding region runs from base 194 to 2500 and encodes 768 amino acids. The transcript has 27 exons. NCBI's taxonomy places the organism in Eukaryota, Metazoa, Chordata, Actinopteri, Clupeiformes, Engraulidae. Gene Ontology annotation, cellular component: mRNA cleavage and polyadenylation specificity factor complex.